Messenger RNA from Williopsis jadinii, 1915 nucleotides. RefSeq lists its product as uncharacterized. Gene Ontology annotation, molecular function: protein binding. The record is from RefSeq and is a predicted model, not a curated record. The transcript is spliced from 2 exons. Bases 178 to 1851 code for a protein of 557 amino acids. Lineage: Eukaryota; Fungi; Ascomycota; Saccharomycetes; Phaffomycetales; Wickerhamomycetaceae.
AAAAAAGCGUGUGUCAACCGAAACCCCCCUCGUCUCACAACUUUGCCGCGCCAUCCCUUAUCCGAUAAGAAAAGGUGUCACAAUCCCAGAGAUGAACAAAGUAAACAAACAACCCACAACAUCGAAGAGAUCACCAAUACACAGCAAUUAUACACACACAAGACACAAUCAACAGCUAUGCCUACGGGAAUGGAUCCCACACGUAUCUAUAGAAGCGCUAUAUCACCACGUUUUCCCUGUUCCCUGGGAACACGAGCUGCUUGGUCCAAGGUGAAGAGCUCGGCAACGCCGAGUUCCGUGCCAAAGGGGAGAUUCACCACGAGAUUUGGUCUCAAUGGUGAAGUUGUACGGAUAUACCCAAACGCUGUGGAGAUUUGGGAUUGGAUUCCAGCGGCGUUGGAGAUUGAGGAUAUGGAUGAGCGUGCGAAGAAGAAGGAGGAUGUGCAGAGGUGCCUGUACCUUGUAGGGAGCUUAUCUGGGGUGGAUGGUGUUAUUGAAGAUGCAACUCCCGUGAUGAUGGACCAGAAUACAAACACGUACGUUUUGGUGUUGACAAUUCAGCUCAAGUCUGAGAGGAGAUUCCAAAUGAAGAAGUUUGGUCAGUUCUUCAUUGAAGACAGCGUUGAUAAGCCUCUGAUUCUCCCGCCAUUUGUGCAUGGAUUGUACCCAUACACGGUGAAGGCGUCAGAGAGGUUUGUUGCCAUAUCAACAGAUGAGGGAUCCUUGACUAUAUUUGAUAGUGAGCAAGGUCAUCCAUUGCCACAGAGCUAUGACGUGCUCAUAAUGAAUGGCAAUCCACUGUUUGACGUCCAAGGGAGAUACCUGAGCUACGUACCUAGCGAUCCGAUAGACUCACCUCGUACAACGUUGAACGUGCCAACAAGGAACUACUCCAUAUAUUCGAAGAUCCUACAAAGCUUAUCCAUCACUGCUCUGGAUGGUAUUUACAAGCUUACAGAGAUUCAAUCAAUCAAGACAAUGAUCAGCGAGAACAACGUCAGCGCCAACUUGAAGCUGUAUCUGUCGAAUCUGAUCAAUGGGCUCAAGGCCUCACAAACGGUGAUCAUAGUUGAUCUUGUUACCGGGGAUCAACUCGCAAACUUUUCUCCUCCUAAUGGCUGCCAGUAUAUCUCAUUGUCUCCUUUUGAUACGCAGCUACUCACAGUUUCACAGAGAGGUGAUCAAGUAUACAGGUGGGACCUGUCUCGUAUGCCCAUUGAAGUGUCGCUUGUCGAUAUCCAGACCAGAGGUAAAACUGCGUCAGUUAUACAGGACAUGUACUGGGUUGAUAACACCACGUACACCAUGGUCACAAGAUCAAGUGGCUCUAUACAUUGCUUCAAUACAAAGGACUCCAAAUGGAUCAUGCCGAAUAUGCGUGCGUUGAGAGUGUCCUCCAAUAGUUCAGAAAUCUUUGCGCUUGUUGGCGAUGAAAUAUACAACUUAGAAUUCAACGGUAUAUCCAACGCAAAGUAUCAGCUUCCUGAUACACCAAUUCCAAAAUCACUGUUACCUGAUCAUAUCCCAGUGAAACCGGUUGAAGAAGUCGUUGUGAGAACCGAUAUCAAGGACCCAGUUGCUUUAAAAUCCACAGAGGCACUGGCUCAAGUUGAAAUCCAAACAUGCUUCUUAGGCCAACCAAUAUAUGACCGUAUUGGUUUUGCAAAGUUGAAAUCACACGUUACUGUCACCGAUAUAUUUGGGAAUGAUGUGAAACUGCAGAAAGUUGAAUUUGGUAAGGGAUGUGGAGAGGCCAUUUUCUCAAGUGAUCAGGAGGAUCUAGAGAGUGCCAUGAAGAGUGUGAUGAUGCUCUCUGUCGAUACCGACACAGUUGCAAAUGAUGUGAUCUGAAUUAGGACUUGCGUUCCUGCUAUAUGAUUAGAUUCGAAGACUGUUUUUUUAAGACGAAGGGAGG